Molecule: messenger RNA, 2630 nt
Organism: Patiria miniata (bat star)
Lineage: Eukaryota; Metazoa; Echinodermata; Asteroidea; Valvatida; Asterinidae
Product: coiled-coil alpha-helical rod protein 1-like
Exons: 20
Coding region: 47-2431 (794 amino acids)
Biological process (GO): cell differentiation; protein export from nucleus
Cellular component (GO): centriole
Source: RefSeq, a predicted model, not a curated record
UAGUUGCAGCAUUUGGACUACAGAGGGCGCAGUUUAGUAAUUCAACAUGGCGGCGAACUUGAAUCCCCCUUCUCAUUUUUCCCAGCCACUUGUUGAUCCAGAAAAGAAAGCUCCAGGAAGUCGCUUGCUGCCUCCCUCCUCCUUCCAGAGCCGGGAUGCUGCUGAUCCAUGGCAGGCCUUGACCAAAGCCAAGGGCAAAAUUGAUCAACUUCAACAAGAGAAUGAACUCCUUCGAAGUUCAAAACCACAGGAAAAGGCAGUUUCAACCGGACAAGAGACCUGUGAACAUCCCUGCAAAGCAAUCUCAAGAGCCCCCGUAGAGCCGCCUCCACCUGCCCCACCGUCCCCCCUCCCUGCACACCAGUUCCUGCACCUCCAGCACACUGCCGACAUCCUGAGCAAGCAGGCCACUGAGCUGGCCCAGGUCAGGUCGGAGGUCAUGACCUUGAGGUCACAGCGGCAGAGAGAGGUCGGGGAGCUGGAGGAGAAGCUAAGGGAAACGGAGGUCAGGUAUAGAACAGAGACAGCGACUCUUACAGCAGCAAGGAAAUGCCAAGAGGAAGAACACACGGCACAGAUGAGCAUUCUGAGGAGAACACACGAAGCAGAGAUGGCAUCCAAACAGGACAUGAUCACAAGUCUGAAAGAAGACUCAAAGAAAACUCAGACACUGUAUCAGCAGGAAGUGAGUCAACUGAGGGAGAAGUUACUCACGAGUGAGGAGGGGAGCGAGAAGAUCAGGAAUGAGCUCACCAACAGCAACAGAGAGAAAGGCCUAGCUGUCGAGUCCUUGCAGAGUCGGGUGAACAAACUCAAGGCGUACAUCGGCGACACCCAGGCAGCCAGUAGGAGCACCGCACUGUGGCAAGUAGAGAGAGAAAAACACCUCAAGAAAAUCAAAGAUUUGGAGAGGGAUUUGGACAAUCAACGAUCCGCUGUACAGCUGCUGAAUGUUCGUCUGUCAUCAACCAAUGAGAUCCUUGGAAUCCAGGAGGCAGAGUUAUCAAGGGUUAAAGGUGAAAGUGCAGAUAGUGGGAAGAAACUGCAGCUGCUUCUGACAAGGUGGCGGGAGAAAGUGUUUGAGCUCCUUGUUCAGCUGAAAUCACAAGAGGUUGUUGAAGGAAAUAUCAGGAGGGACCAUAAUUGGCAGGUAACUGAGUUGGAAGAGAAGACAACCAGCUUGCAGAAUAAAUGCCACCUCUUGGAGCAUUCCAUUGCUGACAGGGAUGCACAGCUUCAACUUGAGAGGGGACAGAGUCAGAGUCUUCAAGAUGAGUUGGCAUCAGUGCAACAGGUUGCAGAGCUCCUAGAUGCAAAACUGAGUGCACAUGAAGAGACCGUGCCCCAACUGACAUCCUUGCUACAAAGCUUUCAACAGAAACACACAGCAAUGGAGGAAAAUCUUGUCAGUCUGGUGUGCAGACUGGGCUCCUUUGAUCAGCGAAUCAGCUUUGCAGUUGGCCGCAUUGAAAUCCUCAAAGGAUUGAUUGCCAGGAAGGAUGCGUUGUGGAGACUGAGAGAGCAAGAGAUACAGACAAGUAGUCAGACGCUGACCAAAGAUGAUGAUGAGAACACACAGAAUAAUGGUGACAGACUAUCAUUUGACCAGUUGAAGAUGGAGUUACAGCAGGUGACACGUGAACGGGAUGCCCUAGCAGCGAGGAUCAAACAGGACUCUGAAACCAUGCAGGAACAGUUCAAUGAAGUCAGAGCAAAAUUUGAAGCCAGACAAGAGCAAGAUGCAGCCAGACUGCAGGAGUUGGAAUCCCAACUUCGGGAAAGGUCGAAGGAUCUGCAGAGUGUUUCCAGCAAACUGGACCGUGCCGAGUCUGAAAGCCAGGAAUCACACAGGACCAUCGGUAGGCUGAAGACGGCGUUAGCCAAACUGCAGUUGUCAAGUGAGAGAGCUUCUGUGGAUAAGAUGGUAGCUAUGGAGACUCAAUUGACCAAUCAGCUUGCAGAGAUGGAGAAACGACUGAAUGAUGCAAGACGUGAACAGGCCAAAGCUGUUGUUUCUUUGAGGCAGCUUGAACGGCAGAUGACACGUGAGCGAGAGAGAUCCGCUCAGAUGCUGCAGACACAGGAGGAACAACUGCAGUUGGAAAUUGAUAGAAUCACAGCCCUGUUGAGAGAGGCUGACAAAGACAGGAACCUCCUCAUGGCAACGCUGAAGCAAGAAGGCCUUGUUGGUCAGUACAAGGCACAGCGGGCCGCAGCACGGAGACUCGACAGUGAGAUGGAUGAAUCAACCCAGACACCAGCCAAUCAGGAUGCAGCAAAACAAGGGCAGGUCAAGGGUCAACCAGCACACCAUGCCAAACCAAAAGCUCCCUUGAGUGCAAUCCUCACUGAUCUUCAGUCACUUACAGCUCAAGUCUUGGCAGACGAAGAUAUCGAUGACAGUGAUGUUGAGAACAAUGACAAAGGAUAGGCGAUUCACCUCAAGAAGGCACACUUUGUUCUACACGCAACAUUAAUAAUGUCUUGGUGGUCCAGAAGUACAUUGCUAUGGAGACAAUUUGGGUUUAAAAAUGCACAUACAAUGUACAUUCAAAAAUAUUUUUUUUCCCAUUUGCCAAAAGUGAUGAAUAAAUUAGUAAUUGGUGUAUCAAACAUUCAGAUUGUGUCUU